CCGGAACCUUCCUAAAGAGAACGUCGUUUCCUACCGGAACUGGGCGAUAUCGGACCGGAAGCCUCGGCAUGCGAGAGCGAAUGGUUGUUGACGACGCCAUGAGUUACUCUGACUACGACUCAGACGGAUAUUUGUCAAAUGAAGAUGCCGACUAUGUCCCAUCAGACGAUAACCUCAGUGAGGAUGACAUUAAUGAGUGUGAGAAGGAAGACCCUCUCCAUGAGGAUGACACUGUGCCUCAUCCUGACCUCAAGAAUAAAAAGAAAAGAAAAGACAUCAGCAGGAAGAAGAGGAAAGAAGAGCUAAAGCAGGUAGAGGCUCAGCUGCCGAAGGAAGACAGUGAUGAUGAGGAGAAACGGAAGAAGAAGUCAGAUGAUCUUUGGGCCAGUUUCCUGUCCGAUGUCGGGUCAAGACCCAAAGAUUCUGCACCCAGCUGCCAGUCAGAUUCCACUGAAAAGACUGAAUGUUCAGUGUUAAAGGAGACUUCAUUAAGUACAGAAGCCAAACCAUCAGGACCGGCUAAAGUCACCAUCACUAAAGUGUUUGACUUUGCUGGAGAGGAAGUGAGGGUGGAUAAAGAAGUAUCAGCUGACUCCAGGGAAGCUAAGAGUUAUCUGAAGAGUCAGAGCGCUCACCAGGAGCAAGAUGAAGAAACAAGCUCAUCUCACACACAGUCAUCUCUUCCUGGACCCAGUGCUAAGCGUCCAGCAGGUAUGUCCAGUAUCCUUAAUCGUAUUGGAGGAAAGAAGCAAAAAAUGAGCACACUGGAAAAGUCAAAGAUGGACUGGGAUGCUUUUAAAUCAGAGGAGGGCAUCACAGAGGAGCUGGCUAUCCAUAACAGAGGCAGAGAAGGUUUUGUGGAGCGUAAGAACUUCCUGGAGCGUGUCGACCACCGGCAGUUUGAGCUGGAAAAAGCAGUCCGACUGAGCAACAUGAAACGAUGAGACACUGAUGAACAACAGACCGGCAUGCAGAG
Messenger RNA from Poecilia latipinna (sailfin molly), 976 nucleotides. RefSeq names its product craniofacial development protein 1 (gene cfdp1). NCBI's taxonomy places the organism in Eukaryota, Metazoa, Chordata, Actinopteri, Cyprinodontiformes, Poeciliidae. The transcript is spliced from 8 exons. Gene Ontology annotation, cellular component: Swr1 complex. The coding region runs from base 69 to 944 and encodes 291 amino acids. The record is from RefSeq and is a predicted model, not a curated record.